Molecule: messenger RNA, 1051 nt
Organism: Gekko japonicus
Lineage: Eukaryota; Metazoa; Chordata; Lepidosauria; Squamata; Gekkonidae
Gene: TUSC3
Product: tumor suppressor candidate 3
Exons: 10
Coding region: 1-1014 (337 amino acids)
Cellular component (GO): oligosaccharyltransferase complex
Source: RefSeq, a predicted model, not a curated record
AUGGCAUCAUCACGGCGGCUUGUGCUGCACCUGCCUGCGGGGAGCUGCCUUCUCUUCCUCCUCCUCUUCCUUUGUGUCGAGUUCGGGGGAGGCCAAAAGAAGAAGGAGAAUCUUUUAGCUGAGAAAGUGGAACAACUUAUGGAAUGGAGUUCAAGGCGCUCAGUCAUCCGCAUGAAUGGAGACAAAUUCAGAAGGUUUGUGAAGGCCCCACCCCGCAACUAUUCAGUGAUUGUGAUGUUUACUGCUCUCCAGCCACAGAGGCAAUGCUCCGUUUGCAGGCAAGCCAAUGAAGAAUACCAAGUCCUGGCUAACUCAUGGCGAUACUCUUCAGCAUUUUCAAACAAGCUUUUCUUUACUAUAGUUGAUUAUGAUGAGGGAGCAGAUGUUUUUCAGCAGCUCAAUAUGAACUCUGCCCCAACGUUCAUGCAUUUCCCUCCAAAAGGUAAGCCCAAGAGAGCUGACACGUUUGACCUGCAGAGAAUUGGAUUCGCAGCAGAACAGUUAGCUAAGUGGAUAGCUGACAGAACUGAUGUUCAUAUUAGAGUAUUCCGGCCCCCAAACUAUUCAGGCACUAUUGCUUUGGCCCUUCUGGUUUCACUGGUCGGUGGUUUGCUCUACUUGCGGAGGAAUAACUUGGAGUUCAUCUACAACAAGACUGGCUGGGCAAUGGCAGCAUUGUGUGUUGUGUUCGCAAUGACUUCUGGCCAAAUGUGGAAUCAUAUUCGUGGCCCCCCGUAUGCUCAUAAAAAUCCUCAGAAUGGGCAAGUGAGUUACAUACAUGGAAGCAGCCAGGCACAGUUUGUGGCCGAAUCUCACAUUAUACUACUCCUGAAUGCUGCUAUCACCAUGGGGAUGGUUCUUUUGAAUGAAGCUGCCACCUCCAAAGGGGAUGUUGGGAAACGGAGAAUCAUAUGCCUGGUGGGCCUGGGGCUGGUCGUUUUCUUCUUCAGCUUCCUGCUGUCAAUAUUCCGCUCCAAGUACCAUGGCUAUCCAUACAGCUUCUUAAUUAAGUGAAUUCGCAUAAGGCUAAUGUUUACUACGAAGAUAAGCA